AUGGAUCACGCAGAUUUGGUAGCAGAGCUAAGCGAAAUUGAAAAGAUGACACCAGCUGAACGAAUUGCUUUAGCACGUGAAAGAAGGAGGAUACAAUUGAGAAACUGGGAUGAACGUGAAAAACAGAUGACACCAACACCUCCGCGUCGCCAGCGUUUGAAAUUCAGUCCAGAAGUAGCUUUAUUGGAAGCAACAAGUCGAGGAGAUGCUGCGGAAGUUGAACGAUUACUUUUGGAGGGCGCAAAUCCAAAUUCACAUAAUGAAGAUGGAUUAACUCCGUUACAUCAGUGUGCUAUCGACAAUAAUGAACAAAUUUUGCAAUUACUUCUAAGGCAUGGGGCCGACGUAAAUGCGCAGGAUACGGAGCAGUGGACACCAUUGCACGCAGCAGCUUGUUGUGCUUAUAUCGAUAUUGUUCGUCUUCUUAUCGAUAAUGGUGCUGAUUUAUUAGCUGUGAAUGCAGAUGGUAAUAUGCCAUAUGAUAUAUGUGAUGAUGAAGCCACAUUAGAUGUUAUUGAAUCUGAGAUGGCAUCUCGUGGCAUCACGCAAGCAUAUAUUGACGAUCAACGUGGUGCAGCCGAAAAGCAAAUGUUGGAUGAAAUGAAAUUACUGAGGCAAGAGGGACAUCCGUUAGAUGUGAGGCAACCAGAUGGAAGCACAUAUUUACACAUAGCAGCAGCUAAUGGUUACUACGAUGUCGCAGCAUUUUUGCUAAGGUGUGGUGUAUCGCCAUCGGUACGGGAUAAUGACCUCUGGAUGCCCGUUCAUGCGGCAGCCUGUUGGGCUCAACCUGACCUUAUUGAGCUUCUUUGCGAAUAUGGUGAUCUUUGUGAGGAUACUACGACAAGAGCGAUAAUUGUUACAGUUCAACAACAAGAAGCAAGAAAAAAGCGUUUGGCAUUUGGAGUACGGGACAGCAGAAGGCAAUCCAGAAAGAGAAAAAAGUUCGAAUCACCGCAGCAGCCUACAGCUAAUGCAGACAAUCCUUUUUCUGCACGUGGUGCUAUUCGACGUCUUUCGUUAAGGGAUCGUUCAGGAAUGACCUUAGCAAGAAUGGAAGCUCAAAAGGAGCAAACAGACCUGUUGCGGUCAUGGAGUAAAGAAGAUGUUUCGUUCGGAAAGGGUGAUGCUAUUCCUACCAAUAAUUCAGUUGGGCAAAGUGCUUUGGAGGGUUCAGCUCAUACUGGGGGACAGUUUGAAAUUCGUCGACGUGACAGUCCUAAC
This is a messenger RNA of Acanthocheilonema viteae, 1224 nucleotides long. The record is from the annotation of a GenBank genome assembly. NCBI's taxonomy places the organism in Eukaryota, Metazoa, Nematoda, Chromadorea, Rhabditida, Onchocercidae.